GUGGUGACGUCACCUUCUCCACUCUGCACUUCCCUUCCUAGUUUUCUCACUGCUGCUGGAGAGCUGUUGUUAACUUGUGUUGUUUUGCUGAGAUCACGUAGGCUGAAAGUGUUGGCUUUAAUAAUAUACUUUAAGAUUUAAUGGAAAGUAAAAAUAAAAAAGAAAGCGAGGAUUUGAGAUGAUUGGAUGGGAAAUAUUACUAGAGAAUAUAGUGAAAAAGGCCUAGCACUCCACUCAUAAUGUUACUUGUGUAUAACUUUUUUUAAAAUGAGAGCUCUGGUACCCACGAAAUGCUGUAAUGUUCAGAAUGCAUGCACAUUGAACAAUCGUACAUGACUUAUCGAUCGCAGGGACAGGAUAUGGCUGAUAAAAGGAUAUUUCGCAUCCAGGGUGUAUGAGUUGAUUUCUGUAUUUAACACUAGGUGGCGCAAGAUACCGACAUUUACCACUGCGUGUCCGUCCGUGCUGUGUGAACAAAUACAUCACGCUCGAUAUGCACUUUAUAUAAUUUGCAUGUAUUGCAUAAUGACCUAUAAAUUAUUUUUUUAUUUGUUGUUUUAUUUUCUGACGUAUGUUGUUCUCAAGUGUUUUCCAAAGUCGAUAUUCAUCACGUGUCUCAAAACAACUUUCCAGCUAAUAAUUGCUAAUAUACUCUAAUAGCCUCUCCAUUAAAACACCAUAUGCUGUUGAACAAUCUUUCACACUAUGGAGUGUAAUGUUUUUGUGUUAAGUUUAAAUUCUGCAACACAACCGGUUUACACCUUGGACUGUUUGCGGCAAAUAAUUUGCAUUUGCCGCAUUUGGUUGGGAAACAUUUUUGCAUUUUGACACGUGGACCUAGCUUGGUCAGCUAUUGAUCUAAAACAUAUUCACAAGUCAUCUGAAUGAAAUACAAGUUUCACCUUCUCAAAGGGAGACUAGGGAAUAUAUAACAUAUUAUUUUAGUUUAGGAGGACAAUCAAGUUCCAUUUGAACAUAGUGUAGACUCUAUACUAUGUUCAAAUGGAACUUGAUCGUCCUCCAAUACUAGAGGGUUAGAGAGGGUAUAGGUAUACCUGAGUGGAAUUAUAACAGCAGAAAGAAAGAAAACAGAACAAUCACUUCUUUAACCUUUUCUGCUGUGCUGAAUCUUGGCCCUGACCAAUGUUUUCCAUUGACACCUCCCUUUAUUAAAUAUUACAUAAAUGUAUGGAGAUAAGGUACUGUGGUAUUUCACUGGGGGCAAAACGAUUAGAUAAGUUUUUGCAAUUCUGCUGUAUGUUCAAAUCUUAACACAUAUCCAAUGAAAGCAGUUUGCAUUAUUUUCUCUUUUAAAUUUGCCUUUUGGUUUCUGUCAACUAAACAUGUUUGAUUAAAGUUUAAUUUAACGGUCAGCAGUUGUAUUACACAUUCAGAUUAUUUGAUGUUAACCAGUAGCCUAUUGGUGUGUAAUAUUUAUAUUAAUAUAAUAUGAUCUAAUGGAAAGCUUUCCUUUACGUCAUGUGUUAACUAUAUAUUUUAAUGAAAACACUGUUGAGAAAAGUUUAGAAAUUGGAGUAUUAUUGUAAAAAAACAAAAACAGACAUGUACUUACUUAGGUCUGUAGAAAACCAAAUAAUUGAAGAAAACAAUAUUGUGGUGUACAUAGGAACGGUCAAUCCCUAAUCUAGUUUUGAGUGCUGUUACACCCUUCACAAGGUCAUCCUGUUGCCCACCUCGCACAGAACAAUCCAACACAUGAAGUACCAAUACUAUAAAAAUACUGAAAGGUCAUAUUAUACUUUAAUCCUGAGCAGGACUAAUCAAUACAAAACAGUGAUAUGUAGUUGGGCAGUGUCAUGAAGAUACAUAAUAUGAAUGCCUUGUAAUAACUGAAACCACAUCAAGUCAUUCCACAACCUAUCCAUCAAUCUAUUAAUUUGAGUAAAAUUCAUGAGUCAUAAAGAUGUGUGAGCUUGAUAAGUAAUCACACACUGCUCCGUGCAUGCAACUUGCUUGAUAGUCUGUAGUGAACUUAUCUUUAGCAAAUAAACUCUUUCUUGAAAACAAACCAUUGGAGUAGGUUUAUGUAAAGUUUGAGGGUAUAAAAGCAUGGCCUCCCCGGGACAGACCAGUACGAGGCAAUCAUGGGUAAACUACUGGUUGUGGCGGCUCUGGCCCUCUUGUUCAAUGCACAGCUUGGAUCUGCCUUCAAGCUGUCAUGUUACUUCACCAACUGGGCUCAGUACAGACCCCCCCCCACCAUCUACAUGCCCACCAACAUUGACCCCUGCCUGUGCACCCAUCUCCUGUACGCCUUCGCCACGAUGAAGAACAACAUGCUGGCCACCUACGAGUGGAACGACGUGGAGCUGUACAGCCAGUUCAACGGAUUGAAGAACCAGAACGGCGAGUUGAAGACUCUUCUGUCUGUGGGCGGAUGGAACUUCGGAUCUGCAGGCUUCUCAGCCAUGGUGGCCAGUCCAACCAAUCGCCAAACCUUUAUCAACUCUGUUGUGGUGUUCCUGAGGAAGUAUGAGUUUGACGGGCUUGACAUCGACUGGGAGUACCCAGCCCUCAGAGGAAGCCCCCCAGAGGACAAGCACUACUAUUCGGUUCUGCUUCAAGAGAUGAGAGCUGCCUUUGAGGCCGAGGCCAAGAAGACCAGCAGGGCCCGUCUCCUCCUCUCCGCCGCCGUGGCUGCCGGCCAGGGCAACAUCGAAACUGCCUAUGAAAUCCCGGCUCUUGGCCAGGCCCUGGAUAUGAUCAACGUCAUGACCUACGACUUCCAUGGCUCCUGGGACCCCAUGACCGGAGAGGUCAGUCCCCUGUUCAAGGGCCCCGAGGACCACGGUGGAUUCAUCUACUUCAACGUCGACUACGCCAUGAACUACUGGAAGGACAACGGAGCCCCCGCUGACAAGCUGAUGGUCGGAUUCCCCACCUAUGGCAACACCUUUACCCUGCGUAACCCUGCCAACCACGGUGUUGGGGCCCCCACUGCCGGAGCUGGAACCCCUGGAAAGUACACACAAGAGGCCGGAGAGCUGGCUUACUUUGAGAUCUGUGACUUCCUGAAAGGAGGGACUGAGGUGUGGAACGCGGUCCAGGAUGUGCCCUAUGCCUACAAAGGAAACCAGUGGGUGGGCUAUGACAACAUGAAGAGCUUCCAGAUUAAGGUUGACUGGGUGAAGAAGAACAACUUUGCCGGAGCCAUGGUCUGGACCCUUGACAUGGACGACUAUUCUGGAACCUUCUGCAACCAGGGGAAAUACCCCCUCAUCAACGUGCUGAAGAAGGGCCUCGGCCUGGAGUCCGCAUCUUGCACUGCCCCUGCGACUCCCCUGCCACCUAUCAAAGGUGUGACCAGUGACGGUGGAAGCAGCUCCGGUGGGGGAAGCAGCUCCGGUGGGGGAAGCAGCUCCGGUGGGGGAAGCAGCUCCGGUGGGGGAAGCAGCUCCGGUGGCGGCUCUGACCCUGGAACCAAGGGCAUGAGCGCCACCUUCUGCGUGGGCAAGGGCAACGGAAUGUUCCCAGACCCAACCAACAAGAACCAGUUCUACCAGUGCAGCAUGGGCAAGACAUACUUCCAGCACUGUACCAAUGGGCUGGUCUUUGACACCUCCUGCAGUUGCUGCAACUGGGCCUAGAGCGACCCUGCGGUCAAACGUUGACAAGCUACAGCUGUUCCAAGGCAGAGAGGAUCAUGGUCUUACGGGUGUGAGGUCUCUGAUGUGUGUGUGUGUGUGUGAUUCUGAAUUUAAUCAGGUUUCUGUCACAUCGGUUUGAUGACUUUGUAAAACGCUGACCCUUUCACCUUGAACACGUUAGUUCGGAAACAAAUAAAAACCUAAGACUGCAUAUGUUGCAUUUUUGGUCUUUCAUCAUGGAUUUGUGUACACAAUACAAUAGUAACAGUACACUUAUUCAUCAUAUAUAUAUAUGAAAAACCUUAUUUUAGAUGACCAUUAACUACUUGGUCAGUUUAUAUUAACUCUCUGUCGCAACCACAGGGUCAAGACAACACAUUGCACCUAUAUAGGAAAGCAAGAUAGGACAUGCACUCAUUUGUGUACUUGUAAUGUUAAUAAAAUGGGAUUCAGUUCCUUUGUUAAUGGAGUUCAUGAGCAACAACAUUUUAAUUGGAAAACUUGACUGUGAAACAUAAACAGUGUUAUCUUGGUGCUUGACAUCUUUUUACAUAAAACAAACCAGAUUCGAGAGGGUUUUGGUGGGUCAGUAGAGAAAAACUGCAUAUAUUUCCCAAAGCGUUGCUCUCUCUGGAUGAACCAAAACAGCCCUGAGGAUUCUUAGUUUUGGUUGGUUUGUUAUGCAUACAGUUAAAGUUUUAAACGUAUUCACAG
Molecule: messenger RNA, 4322 nt
Organism: Gadus morhua (Atlantic cod)
Lineage: Eukaryota; Metazoa; Chordata; Actinopteri; Gadiformes; Gadidae
Product: acidic mammalian chitinase
Exons: 11
Coding region: 2106-3608 (500 amino acids)
Biological process (GO): carbohydrate metabolic process
Cellular component (GO): extracellular region
Molecular function (GO): chitin binding; hydrolase activity, hydrolyzing O-glycosyl compounds
Source: RefSeq, a predicted model, not a curated record